AUGGGGUGCAAUUACGCAGAUACUGUGGACAUAUCACACGUUCCACUGACAAAUGGAUCCUAUAAUUACCAUGGCCUCCAAAUACCCGUCCACUUGACGGGAAUCUAUGACUUUGAGCAUCUGGUGGGCGGAAACGAGAGGCGUGUGAAAAGACAUCUAAGGGCCUGUGUCUGUAAACUGAGACCCUGUAUGCGAGUCUGCUGCCCACGAAAUCAGAUAUCGGAAAACGGCGAGUGCAGUGAUAAAGUGAAGAAGGAGCUAGCUGAGGUCCAACCAACGAUCGAGAAGCGAAUUUUUAUCACCAAUAUUGCCGUGCAAAGUGAUCUGUUUGGAUUUUGCGACGAGUUUUUUGACCUGUCAGAUGAUGAGCUCAUAAUGUUCGAGGUUACACUAAGAUAUUUCUUUGCAGUGGGUUCAAUUCUCUGGCUUUUUGUUGUCAGUCAUCGCACGAGAAAGGGAUUGACGUCGAUGAGUCUAAAUGAUCCUCGUUAUCGGUUCCGGGCCUACUCCGUAUAUGUUUGGGGCUCAACGACUUUCCUGACCGCUGUCGUUAUUCUAACCGAUCGGAUAUGGGGCAAUGAUUUGUCUACACUUAAAUGGACCCCGUCUGUUGGUUUCGCUCAGUGCUGGCUGUAUCGUAAUAGCUCGGGUAUGUUAAUCUUUUUUAUUGGACCAAUCCUGGUCCUGUGCAACAUCAAUGGGGUUAUUCUUAUCCUCACGAUCAUUAACAUGUGGAAAACGGAAAGAAAAGUGAAAAAAUCAAUUAGGGUUAAGCUGAGCUCGGCGAGCCAGACGUAA
Molecule: messenger RNA, 798 nt
Organism: Drosophila gunungcola (fruit fly)
Lineage: Eukaryota; Metazoa; Arthropoda; Insecta; Diptera; Drosophilidae
Product: probable G-protein coupled receptor Mth-like 6
Exons: 4
Coding region: 1-798 (265 amino acids)
Biological process (GO): cell surface receptor signaling pathway; G protein-coupled receptor signaling pathway
Cellular component (GO): membrane
Molecular function (GO): G protein-coupled receptor activity
Source: RefSeq, a predicted model, not a curated record